This is a messenger RNA of Exaiptasia diaphana, 1404 nucleotides long. Its product is annotated as fez family zinc finger protein erm. Gene Ontology annotation, molecular function: RNA polymerase II cis-regulatory region sequence-specific DNA binding; DNA-binding transcription activator activity, RNA polymerase II-specific. Gene Ontology annotation, biological process: regulation of transcription by RNA polymerase II. The transcript has 2 exons. The record is from RefSeq and is a predicted model, not a curated record. Gene Ontology annotation, cellular component: nucleus. The coding region runs from base 95 to 970 and encodes 291 amino acids. Lineage: Eukaryota; Metazoa; Cnidaria; Anthozoa; Actiniaria; Aiptasiidae.
CACUCGAUGUGUCGUUAGGUCGAGAAAGGACAGUCGGCUGCCCAACCACACUCAACUCUUAGAAUCUCAAAAACUGUAGCUAAAAAUACCAAAAAUGCCUCGUUCUUUCCUACUCAAGAGAUUUACAAGACCAAUCGAAUGUCCCGAAGAAGGCAAAACCCACUCUUUUGAUGAAAAAGGAAGCCUUGACUAUAAAGACACCAAUGUCAAUACAAUUGAACAUCAAGCGUCAAUGGGAUGGGAAUCUCGAUCAAACAUUGCCAACAUACUGCGCGUUGGAAUGGAAUGGAACCAGCCUCGCUACCCAAACCUCAACGACCAACCAAACCACCGAGAUUUUGCUCACCGCGUGAUUUAUCAUGAUAUCACAAAAGAAGCACGAUUGAAUACUGAUGAGAGCGCUGAAAACAACAUCAAAGCGAAGCCAGAACCCCAUAAAAAACAGACGUACAAAUGYAGYCAGUGCGGGAAAGUAUUCAAGACAAAGUACACACUGACAAUCCACCUCAAGAUGCCUUCCCACACUGGCGCCAGACCGUUCGUAUGUGCAGUCUGCGGCAAAGGGUUUCGCCUUUCUAGCACGUUAUGCAGACACAAAAUUAUCCAUACAUCCCACAAACCUCAUCGCUGUCAGACAUGCGGUAAAGCAUUCAACCGUUCUUCCACCUUGAAAACCCACCAGAGAACACACAGCAAUGUGAAAGAGUUCACUUGUGAAAUUUGUGGCAAAGGAUUUCAUCAAAAAGGYAAUUUACGCAACCAUUUGCUGAUCCACUCAGGGGAAAAGCCCUACAAAUGCAGCCUUUGYAAGAAAGCGUUCAAUAAGUURUCAAACUUGAAGUUCCAUAUGCAUGUACACACGGAUAACAAGCCAUAYCGAUGCAGGUAYUGUAAAGAGAGCUUUUCGCGCCGUUGUGAGCUGAAAGAACAUCUCUCCAUUUGUAGCCACAACGUGGUUGAGAAUUCUUGACUUAAAGUGCACKUCAUUAUAGUGAAAACUUUGUACUGGUACAGUAUAUAGAAUCGUAUGUACAGACUCAGGAACAUAUAACGACACUGGCUCAAUGGCAGAACUAAWGGCAACCACUUCGCCGACCGGCAAAAAUAAAYAAAAACAGCCUUAGAUAUAACGCUUCAUUCGUAGGCAAUACUAGAAUUAUUUAUGUCAAACCAGAUUGUCGAGGAUAAGUAGUAAAUGUGGUCAAUWGUUAAGGAUUUUAGGCUAAAUAAAGUUUAAUAACAAAUAAUGCAAACUGUGAAUCCAUUUUAGUUGGUCUUUUUAUGGUAUCUAAUUUAGAAACCUCGCACCUCACGCUCACUACGAACAGCGGACUUCAAUUAUUGAUCAAUGUAUGUAUACCUUUUAUAAUUUUUACUAUUUCAGGCUUGAGCGGUACAACAUUG